AUGUCCAACAGUAUCGCUGCCCAUUCCAAGGAUCUGCCGCCAGUCCCCAUCAAUCGUACGCUGAUUGUUCGGACGGCCGUUCAGUCGACUGUGCAGGAGCGAGAGGAAAUCCUGAAGCAAAUCGAGUACAAUGUGUUCGCAUUCCCCGCAGAAAUGGUGUAUUGCGACUUCCUCUCCGACUCGGGCACCUCUGCCAUGACGGAUGUUCAGUGGGCUGCCUUGCUGCGUGGUGACGAAGCCUACGGACGCAACGCCGGGUACUAUUGUCUGCUGGACGCCUUUCGGGAUAUUUUCGAGAGGGGAGAUGAUCGUAGGUAUCUGUUUCGUGAUGUCAUGGCCGGAACGAUCGACGGUCAACUAUAUUGCAACACACUGCUGCGACCGAGCCAAGGUGGCUUUGUCAAUGGAGGACAUGUUCAGGUCGCCCGCCCAAAUUUCUACAUUGUGCCGCAAGGCCGUUGCGCCGAGGCGAUUCUAUUCUCAGAGCUGAUGAAUUCUUUUUCGUCCAAGAAUGUCUCGGCUUCGCCCGUUAUUAUCAGCAACGGCUUCUUUGAUACGACCGGGGCCAAUGCUGCUGCCGCUGGCUUCGAGCUGGCAACCUUUCUUCAGUCCGGUCUCCACGAGCAUUUUCAUCCCAAUGAGGUGCCCGGCCAUAAUCCAUUCAAAGGCAAUCUCGACGUGCCGGCGACUCGCAAAUUUUUAGUCGAUAACCACCACCGAACAGCGCUCAUACUCAUUACCAUCACCAACAAUUUUGCCGCGGCGCAGCCUGUGUCCAUGGCCAACAUCAAGGCCGCAGCAUCACUAGCUAAGGACUUUCAUAUUCCAUGCUUUUUCGAUGCUUGCCGCUUUGCUGAGAACGCUAGGUUCAUACAAGAGUUCGAGCCUGGGUAUGCCGCCCGUUCGAUCGCCGAAAUAGUCAAAGAGAUGUUCAGUCUCGCAGACGGUUUCACUAUAAGUCUUAAAAAGGACGCCAUGUCGAAUAUGGGCGGUGCCCUUGCUAUUCGCGACAAUGGCUGCCUGAUGAGGAAUUUUGAAGACAUCGGUGUUCGGCUCAGAGAACGGCAAAUUCUAGAGUAUGGGAACGAAUUUUACGGCGGGAUGAGCGGCCGUGACAUGAUGGCUGCAGCUGCAGGCCUGUACGAGGCUACCAAGGAGUCUUUUUUGAGGAGCCGCAUCGGACAGGUAAGAUCUUUUGCGCAGAAACUUCACUCCGCCGGAGUACCGAUACUGUGGCCGCCAGGAGGGCAUGCCGUAUAUCUGGAUAUGAGUGCAUUCUUCGCCAAUUGCUCGCGGUCGCCGGGUGACUUUGCCUCUGUGGGAUUCACAAUCGAGCUUUUACUCCGGUAUGGCAUUCGAGCCGCCGAGGAUGGACCAUUUACUUGGGAAUGGGACAAGAAGCAGUCUGAAGAGGAGCGAGACGCCAUUUCUGACCUGGUCCGCUUUGCCGUUCCCCGGAACUCGAUGAAUGACGGUCAUAUUGACUACACCGUGGCGGCCGUUUCUAAGCUAUAUCAACAGCGCCAUCUCCUUCCCAACGUGAGAAUUGUGAGGGGAAAACACCUUCGUAUCCGUCACUUCCAGUGCGGAUUUGCUCUCGUCCCUGCAAGUAGGAGCAAUGGGAGCCAGUCUCCAACGAAUAAAACUUUUUUGUCGACGUCAGAGGCUCAAAUAAGAUUACUUGGUCGUUCUCUCUCGUUCAAUGACGCUUCCGUCGAAGUCUUGGUCCGAGAAAUGCAACUCGCAAUGGGCGGCUGGGGAGCCAGAGUCGUCAGCAAAACUACCGGCGGGCACCUCUCCAAUGUUGGACUGGACCAUUCCCCCAUCGAAUAUUCAAUCUCCUUUGAUUUUCAUACCGGAACGCCCCAGCUUCGAUUCUUGAUCGAAGCGCAGCCGCCAGAAGACGUGGCCGAAGUGAAGCUAGCAGAUUUCCAAUUGGCCACUUUGGAAUUCAACCGUACUUUGAGCCAGCGACAGGAUGACGCACUUUCAUUCGAACGGUUCGAAAAGAUAAGAAGCUUGUUCUUCCCAGAGAUCGAUGAUGCGCAAAACGUUUCUGGCUUCGCGGCUUGGCACAGUGCCUGUAUUUCGCCUGACAGUAAACGCGCGGACUGGAAAAUUUACCUCAAUCCAGAUGCUCUGGGAACAUCACAACGCGAAUUAGUCGUCCGAGAAUCAUUUGAGCGUCUGGGAUUUGCGCACGCUUUUGAGCAACUCAAGCUGGCAAUGGAGCCUACGGAUCGGUUCUGCUAUUUCUCCCUGGAUCUCCAGAAAGGACGCGACGCUCGCAUCAAGAUAUACAUCCAGCACCCGAAUGCUACGGCUCAAAGUCUUGCCGACAUGGCUCAAAAGGUUUGCUUGUACUUGACAGCAGAUGAUCGAGAUGACAUCGUUGCCUUUGUCCGCACCAUGAGCGGCAACACAACGGGUCCCUUCCAGCGCAAGCCCAUGCUGACUUGCUUCGCCUUCACGACAGAUCGCGUAGAACCAUCGGUCACUGUUCAUUUCCCCGUGUCCGAAUAUGCGAGGAACGAUGCUCAGAUACACCGCAGAGUUGUCGAGUACUGUUUAAAAAAGGCUCCAAUGGUGCUGCCGCAUUAUGUGCGAUCUACCGAAGCCCUGAGGCAGCGUUCGCUGUCCGAUGGGCGUGGUCUGCACAGCUGGGUGUCGUUGAAACAAAGUCCGAAUGGCAGCCAUGGGCUGACUUUCUACCUAUCGGCUGAGCUGUUCGGACCCUUGCCAAACUUGGAGCAGUAA
Molecule: messenger RNA, 2757 nt
Organism: Metarhizium acridum CQMa 102
Lineage: Eukaryota; Fungi; Ascomycota; Sordariomycetes; Hypocreales; Clavicipitaceae
Biological process (GO): amino acid metabolic process; alkaloid metabolic process
Molecular function (GO): lyase activity; transferase activity, transferring alkyl or aryl (other than methyl) groups
Source: RefSeq, a predicted model, not a curated record